Messenger RNA from Mastomys coucha (southern multimammate mouse), 3043 nucleotides. RefSeq names its product filamin binding LIM protein 1 (gene Fblim1). Gene Ontology annotation, molecular function: filamin binding. Gene Ontology annotation, cellular component: focal adhesion; stress fiber. Lineage: Eukaryota; Metazoa; Chordata; Mammalia; Rodentia; Muridae. The transcript is spliced from 9 exons. Bases 210 to 1337 code for a protein of 375 amino acids. Gene Ontology annotation, biological process: cell-cell adhesion. The record is from RefSeq and is a predicted model, not a curated record.
AGUCCGAGGAAGAAAAAACCCAAGGAUGCCUCAGGACUUUCAGGUUGCUGGGUUCUCUGAAAGGAUUCCAAGUCUGCUGGAGGGCCAAGGAAAUCCACUCGAACUCUUGUUGGGACCACGUGACAGAGGCUCCCUGCAGCUGAGUGGAGCUGGCCUGAACUUUGGACCUUGUCUUCCAGUAGGAAAUCAGUACCCCUCAGGAGCUGAUCAUGGCCUCCAAGCCUGAGAAGAGGGUGGCCUCCUCUGUCUUCAUCACCCUGGCACCCCCACGCCGAGACGUAGCCGUGACUGAGGAAGUGCGCCAGGCAGCUUGUGAAGCCCAACCCGCUCGGCCCUGGGAGAGCCUUCCCACAAAGACACCUGGGGCUGCAGUGGGCAGGAGCCCCAAGACCUGGACGCCCCCUGGCAGGACCAAUGCCUCACUCUCUGGCGUUCCACCUCAGCUCUCCAAUGGAGGAUGCUACCCCCCACCUCCUUCCCUGAAUGAUGAGGACUUAGACCUCCCGCCUCCUCCACCGCCCCCUUCUGCCUACCUGCCUCUCCCAGAAGAGGAGCCUCCCAUCCUGCCUGGGACGUCGCUCAUUUCUGACUUGGAGCAACUGCACCUGCCUCCACCCCCACCUCCACCCCCACUACAGGCUCCAUCCAAGGGAUCUUCUACCCAGCCUCCACCUGCUCAGGUCAGACCCUCGGAAGAGGAGCUGCCUCCCCCUCCAGAAGAGCCUGUCACUCUUCCAGAGAGAGAAGCGUCCACAGAUGUCUGUGGUUUCUGUCACAAGCCCGUGUCCCCUCGAGAGCUGGCUGUUGAGGCCAUGAAGAGGCAGUACCACGCCCAGUGUUUCACCUGUCGUACCUGCCGUCGCCAGUUGGCUGGGCAGAGAUUCUACCAGAAGGAUGGGCGCCCGCUGUGCGAACCCUGCUACCAGGAUACUCUGGAGAAGUGCGGCAAGUGCGGAGAGGUGGUCCAAGAGCAGGUCAUCCGGGCUCUGGGCAAGGCCUUCCACCCACCCUGCUUCACCUGCGUGACCUGUGCCCGCUGCAUCAGCGAUGAGAGCUUCGCGCUGGACAACCAGAACCAGGUGUACUGUGUGGCUGACUUCUACCGGAAAUUCGCCCCUGUGUGCAGCAUCUGUGAGAAUCCCAUCAUCCCCCGAGACGGGAAGGACGCCUUCAAAAUCGAGUGCAUGGGAAGGAAUUUCCACGAGAACUGUUACCGUUGUGAGGACUGCAGUGUCCUCCUGUCUGUGGAGCCUACCGACCAAGGUUGCUACCCGCUCAACGACCACCUCUUCUGCAAGCCCUGCCAUAUGAAGCGGAGUGCUGCCGGGUGCCACUGAGAAGUCCCAAAGGCUGGCCCUUCCCUGACUUGGUUUCCCCUCCUGACCUUUCUUGCAUACUUUCCCUUUGAACCUCACUGGGCACCAGCACACUGCUCUAAAAAUGCAUGGGCCUGAGACACGGGGCCUUUGCCUCAUAGUACACGGCACCCUCCGGACGUUCCCUCCACUGACCAGGAGGCCCCUCACACCCAGACUGGGACCCUGAUAUGUUUGCAGAGGGGAGACAGGUCUCGGGAUGAUGCCGAGGUCUCUGACCAGGAUGCCUAGCAGAAGGUGCUGAGACCUGCUCAGCUUAGAUUAUAGAGCUGAGUUGUUUGAAUGCUCCUGCCUUGCUAGUCCAAAAAGUAGUUUUUUUGAAAAUGUAUAAAUCUGUGCUGGACAUGGUAGAACAUACCGUUAAUCUCAGCACUUGGGAUGCAGAGGGAGGUGGAUUUCUAUGUUCUGGGCUAGUCUAAUCUACAGAGUAGGUUCUAUUUAAAAAAUUCAAAAUUUGGGGGAGAGGACUCUUUUAAUUUUUCUUUUUUUUUUUUUCUUUUUUGGUGGGGUAAAAUCAGUAAAUACCUUCCCUUGGUUGGGGGUGGGGGCCUGCCAAAAUGGCUCAGUGAUUAAGAGGACCAGAAUUCAUUUCCCAGCACCCCCAAGAAGGCUCCUAACUACCUGUCCUGUAACUCCAGUUCCAGGAGAUCUGACGUCCUCUGCUGCCUCCCUGGAACCUGAAUACGCGUGGUAUAUACACUUACACUCAGGCACACACACACAUACAUUUAAAAAAAAAACAGUCUUUAACCAUGUCUAAUGGCAAGCGCCUUUAAUCCCAGUACUUGGGAGGCAGAGGCACGUGGAUCCCUGCAUUUGAAGGCAGCCAGAGCUACAAUCUUUUAAAAACACAAACUGUGGGUUUGGUGGUGCACACCUGUGAUCCCAGCGCUUGGGAGAAUCACCAGAAGCUUGAGACCUGCUUAGACUUCAUAGAACUCCAGAUCAGCCCUGGCCGCAUUCAGAGACGCUGUCUCAGAAACUAAUAAUAAUAAUAAUAAUAAACCAUAAAUGCAUAGGAACGUGAGGUAGCGGAGAUCCAGGCUUCUUGCCUCUGGAGUACAUGCUGACUUGAGCUGGGCUGAGGAGGAGAGGGAUGAGGGUCAGCAGCUUCCACUUGCUUCCGGACCCUGCUGUGAGCUUGUGAGUGGCUCCCAGAUUUGGAUUAAGUGCCUCUGAUUUGCUUAGGAACAAGUCAAGUUUGGGGCUGAGCCUCCAGAUGUUUGGGGCCGUGGCCUCUACAAAUACACACACACCCACACCAUAAGGAGGCCAGGGAAAGUCACAUCUCUUUGGUCACCCCUUUGUACCUCCCGGCCCUCCACUUCAGCUCUACAGCUAGGCUGCCCAAAACCACUGCCUCUGUGAGGCUGCACCUAGACCAUUUUUCCUUUUAAAGAAAUUCACUUUAGGGCUGGCGAGAUGACAGCUGGUAGAGGCACUUGCCUCCAAGUCUGAUGGCGGGAGUUCUGUCUCUGGACCCACAGGGAAGGAGAGAACCAAUUCCCAUAAGUUGUCCUCUGGUUUACACAUGCAUACCAAGAUACAUACCUGUGCAUACAGGCACACACAUCUAAUAGAGAUAAAAUGUAAAGUAGGAAAAAAAUCACUUUUGUGCUUUGUAACUUCUAAGGUGCACACAGAAAAAUUAAACAUAUUUUCCUUCC